Messenger RNA from Hyla sarda, 3386 nucleotides. It is a transcript of the gene GTF3C4, whose product is annotated as general transcription factor IIIC subunit 4. The record is from RefSeq and is a predicted model, not a curated record. The transcript is spliced from 5 exons. Gene Ontology annotation, molecular function: histone acetyltransferase activity. NCBI's taxonomy places the organism in Eukaryota, Metazoa, Chordata, Amphibia, Anura, Hylidae. The coding region runs from base 1 to 2349 and encodes 782 amino acids. Gene Ontology annotation, biological process: transcription initiation at RNA polymerase III promoter. Gene Ontology annotation, cellular component: transcription factor TFIIIC complex.
AUGUCAGAAGCCAAGGAGCAGCCGCCGCCGGAUGGGGAGCGGGACCCUCGUCCGAGCUUCCGCCUCACGGUCACCAAGCGGGAGCCGGCGGUGAAGCUGUUGCACCCGGUGACGGGGCUGGAGCCGCUGUCAUGGUCGGAGGAUCACCGGCUGUCUGCGUGCACCAGCGGGAACGUGUCCGUCCUGGAGCAGGUGUGCGACAUCCACAGCAGCGGCCCCGAGCUGUCCCUGCACCGCACCAGUGUGCCCGCACCGCUCAAGGUCUGCGCCCUCCGGGUUGGAUCACCAAAAGACGUGGAGCAGUGCCGGGCCAAGUUUGCCAGAUCGAAGGACCCGUCCGUCAGUCAGAGGUUCAUGCUGGACAGAGUAUUCAACCCAGAAGCCAAGGCCCUGCCCCCUCUGCAGGGGUAUAAGUACGCCUGCUGGUCCCCCGUGGGCUGUGAUGCCAAUGGUAGAUGCCUCUUGGCAGCCCUGACCUUAGACAACCGGCUGACCAUCAAUGCCAACCUUGACCGUCUCCAGUGGAAGCAGCUGGCGGACCUCACUGAGAUGUACGGCGAACGUCUGGCUCAGAACAACUAUGUAAUGACGGAGACGGACAAAGCCGGAGACCUGGAGGAGUUUGCAGAGUUUGAGCGGCGGCACAUCAUGCAGACCCCGGUGCGGAUGGAGUGGUCGGGGAUCUGCACCACCCAGGAGGUCCUGGAGAACAAUACCUGCAGGGAGGUGGGCACCGUCCUCUUGGCUGUGCUGUUUGAGAGCGGAGGCGUCGCAGUGUGGCAGUUUCAGCUGCCCAUCAAGGACCGCUCCUCCAUAGUCUCCUGCAACACCAUUGAUUCCGGGAUCGAGUCCCCCAGUGUCCUGGCCUGGUGGGAAUACGAGCACAGCAACCGGAAAAUGAGCGGCCUCAUCAUCGGCAGCACCUUGGGUCCCAUCAAGAUCAUCCCGGUGAACCUGAAGGCGGUGAAGGGGUAUUUCACGUUACGGCAGCCGGUGAUCCUCUGGCAGGAGACGGACCGUCUGCCGGUUCACAAUAUCAAAUGCAUCGCUCUGUAUCACCCCUACCAGAAGUGCAGCUGCAGCCUGGUGGUGGCGGCACGAGGAUCCUAUGUCUUCUGGUGCUUGUUGUUAAUCUCCAAAGCCGGCCUCAAUGUUCACAAUUCCCACGUGACCGGCCUCCACUCCCUGUCUAUCAUCUCUAUGGCCGUGGACCGGCAGAACGGAACCAUUUAUACCGGCUCUAUAGAUGGGAAGGUCCAGCAGCUCAUCCCCAUCUUUACCAACGUGGCCCUGAAGUUCGAGCACCAGCUCAUCAGGUUGUCAGACAUGUUUGGCUCGGUGAAGUCUCACGGCAUCGCCAUCAGCCCGUAUGGCGCCUACCUGGCCUGCGUUACUUCAGAAGGUAUAAACAACGGCGUCCACCCGGUCAACAAGAACUUUCAGGUCCAUUUUGUGGCCCUCAAGACAUUCGAGGAAGCGGCAGCUCAGCUCCUGGAGACUUCCAGCCAGAACCUUUUCCGGCAGAUGGAUCUGACUGAUCUGGUCCGGUGGAAGGUUCUGAAGGAUAAGAUCAUCCCCCAGUUUCUCUUGGAGGCUUUGGAGAAGAAGAUUGAGGGCGGACCCCUGUACUUCUCGAGGUUCCGGCUCUUCCUUCUGAGAAUAUGGUACCAGUCUUUUAAGAAGAACUCCUCGGAGGUGGUGUGGAAGCCCAACCCCAAGGAGUCUAAAGUGUCAAAGGCUGAGGAGGUAGAGGCCAGCGUGGCUGAGGAGGUAGAGGCCAGCAUGGCUGAGGAGCAGGAAGGACAGGCGACCAAGAGUAGCCCCAAUAAAACUCUUAGAGACUCGGCAGAGCCCGAUGGGGAUUGUACUCCGGCAGAAGAAGGCCUCCAGGAGAUCCAGCAGAAGAUUGAGGCUAUGGAGGCCCAUCUGACCCGGGAACACAUGAAGCACGUGCUGGGGGAGGUCUAUCUACACACGGGGAUCACUGAGUACACGACAAUCCCCACCCGAGGGGUCUGUGCAUAUCUCAUGUCCAACAAGGACAGUGAGGACCGGACAGCACAGGUUCUCAUUGGACACGUGGAAAAGAAGAUGAAUAAGCAGAUGUUUCCCGAAUACUGCAGCUUGUGUAAAGAGGUUUUACCAUUCACAGACAGUAAAAAGGCACUCUGCCCGAACGGACAUCUAUGGCCAAGGUGUUUCCUGACCUAUCAGGCCUGUCAGACUCUGGAUUAUCGGAGGUGUUUACUUCACGACAGUAUCGCCAGGCAUCCCGUCCCCGAAGACUUGGAGUGGAUGAAGCGGUUACUUAAAGGGCCCUGCACACUUUGUGACUCUCCAGUUUUUUAGCACUUUGCAAAUUUUUAUUUUUUUUUGUUUAGUUUCCUAUUUAUACUGACGAACUCGCUCCCUCGGACAGAGGUUUGUACAGAAUGGUGACGUCAUCACAAAGUCACGUGACCAACCUGAGCCGGCGACCUGGCCUGUCUCUGUCACACUUAGUUCGGGAGAAAGACAUUGCUGCUUUUUUUACUUUUUACGCCUGUUUUGGUUUAUCCACAUGAUGGUUUACAUGGACCUGGUCCUGCUGAAGACCCUCUGCUGCCCGACAAUGGGAUUGGUUAAUGUAGCACAGAGUUUGCUGAUCUGGUAGGAGGCGGUGGCGGCGGCCGACUACUAUAAGGACCAAACGAACAGAGAUCAGGCCGUAUACAGAGAAUUUUUUAAAUUAAUUUUUUAUUGACUGAUAACGCAAUUAAUGUUGCAUGGAAAGCCGCCCAUCUCGCUGCAGUGUCACAUGACCAGGUGUGUGAGUUGGGUGGUGUAUUUUGGGAUGUGAUGCAGAAUAAGGACACCCAAAGAAGGCGGGUAGUAUAGAGGGUGUGCCGGCCUCUGUGUGCGCACCCUGUAAGCUAAUCCGCAGUGUAGCACAGUGUAUCCCAACCAGGGGGCCUCCAGCUGUUGUAAAACUACAACUCCCAGCAUGCCCAGACAGCCGUUGGCUGUCCGGGCAUGCUGGGAAUUGUAGUUUUGCAACAGCUGGAGGCUUCCUGGUUGGGAUAUACCAAUGCAGCAAAUCGGCCUCAGGAUCGGGGCUAAUCCUUGGUGUCGCGAAAAAACGUAUGAAAAUUUUAAUGGGCGCAGAGUGUCCUUGGAUAUGACUCCGAUUUCAGUGCAAAAUCUGCAAUAUGUGAAUUUACUCCGAGAAUGUGAUCUAUGUAAAUCUGCUAUGAUUUCCUGCCAAAAUGGGAUAAUGACCCAGUGUCGUCUCCUUCCUGUAUAUUCUCCCUGUAUGUUCUCAUGUGUCAAUGGUUUUGUGUAUAUUUAUAGAAUUAUUUUCUACUUUUCCUCGUCAUAAAGGUGAAUAAAGCCGAAGGUUUCUGAGA